UCAAUAAUAGCAUAUCCCGAAUCAAACACACACACAAAAAGGCAGUAAGCGCAUAGAUAUCUUGAAUGAACGGUGACGAUGACGAUAACAGAGAGGUCAACAGUUCAUUUCAUUUGAUUGUUGUAAGCAGGAAUUAAUGGUAACGGAACGGCAAUUUACUCAGUGUACACUAGACUAGACUGUUAUCUUCUUUUCGCUUCGCUGCUACUGCUAUGUCCUAAUGAUAAUCAAAGGAUUGUUUAGAAGAUAUGAAAGAUGGAACCCUGUGCAUCCGACUUAUGGGGCCUUUUAUGGAAUGGGUGUGGGAAUUGGUUGUGGUGUUGGAUGGGGUCCUGGAUUUGGACCUGAAGUUGUAGGGUAUGUUGGAGCUGGUUGUGGCAUUGGAUUCAAUGUUGGUAUCACUCUUGCUGGCUUUGGAAUUGGCCUUCCUGCUAACAUCAUCUUUGCAGCUCCUUAUAAUGCUCUUUUGGCAACAAAAAGCUCUGCAUUGAAGUUAGCACGUUCCGGUGGUCUUCUUUCUAGUACACAAACCUCAGAGGAUGUCCGGAUUAGAAAUGUACCUUGUGUGUCUGACUUUCAAAGAGAAGCUGGGGAAAAACUCUCUUGCUUUCGCCAAAACUAUUUAACUAUCAACGGAACCGAUAUCUUUGACAUGAAGAACAGCUUGCCUUUGCUUACUACUUCGGCCUGUAAAAGCAUACAAGCAUUUCAUAGCCAGCUGUUUUGCCCUGGUAAAGGAAAAGAAUCAAAAGAUUGAUUCCUUCCAUCCACAACCAUCGGCUUUGUGGUUACUUUUGGGUGGGCUUCUUAGUUUCUAUUUUGUUAGCUUGGAACAGAGGUCCUAUUUUUACAGUUAAUGAGAAAUCAUAUUGCUGUGCUCUCAAUCUGCUUUGAUGUAGCUCUUAUUAGUAACACUGAAAUUUGUUUCCGCACAGACAUAGAGAACACAUCAAUGACAUGAAAGGCUAAUACAGUGAUUAGCAAUAUAGGAAAGAUACCAAGUUAGAUAUUGGUGCGUCAGUUUUCUUCUUUCAUUGAAAAUGUUGAUUGUUACGAAACAAUGAACGAUGAAAGUGAUGAAUAAUUUUGAUCGGCUCAUUGAUUUUACCAUUUGUCUAAGCCUGAUUUCCAACAAAGACAGAAAUAACCAUCUUUUGUUUAUUUAAAGCAGGAUUUGUAUAAGAAAAGGAUAUGUAAACUUUCUUAGAAA
Cicer arietinum (chickpea) is the source of this 1210-nucleotide messenger RNA. RefSeq names its product cadmium-induced protein AS8. The record is from RefSeq and is a predicted model, not a curated record. NCBI's taxonomy places the organism in Eukaryota, Viridiplantae, Streptophyta, Magnoliopsida, Fabales, Fabaceae.